Molecule: messenger RNA, 675 nt
Organism: Eremothecium cymbalariae DBVPG#7215
Lineage: Eukaryota; Fungi; Ascomycota; Saccharomycetes; Saccharomycetales; Saccharomycetaceae
Exons: 1
Coding region: 1-675 (224 amino acids)
Source: RefSeq, a predicted model, not a curated record
AUGGUGAGCUUUAUAGAGGAUACUGAAUGGUUCAAUUCUACAUUGGUGUUAAGUAAAGUGGACUGGCGAUUCUAUUAUUCUAAAACUAAGAUCGAUUUAUCAACGUUUGUGCAAACGCUGAUAAAGAUUUUAAGCUCAACAGCAGAGAUACAAUAUAGAAUUGAAGGAACGUUUGUUCAACUCAGAGGAAUUCCACAUGAUACGCGAAAAAGCUUGUGGUAUUUGUUUAUUUACGGAGGUGAUAUUGUUGUAUCAUCGGUUGCAAGCAUUAUUGAUGGAGAUGGAGGGAAAGUAUGGGAAAAGCUGCAUGUGUAUCCAUUUAAAGUUGACUUCAGCUCGCAGUAUAUGCUUCUUAUAAUGGAUUCUUUUGCAAAGGAUUUUUCUGGAAUUGUGCAAAUUUCAUUUGAGGUCGCAUCUCAAACAUCAUAUUUGGAUAUGUUUGAAGUUGAAGUAAAUAUUGCAGAUUUGAGGAAGCGCAAUUCCAAGGAACCAUUCAGCGUAGAAUUGUUUGGUGAACUUCGUAAGAAUCUUGGUUUAAACCGAAGUUUGGAUAUCAAAUCUAUUAGAGUGCCGGGGGAGCUGUUUAUGACCAGUAACUACAUUCGAUUUACGAAUAUUUGUUCUAAAUAUGGUAGCUCAAAUGUCACCCCCUUAAUACGUAAACUAAUGUGUUAG